Molecule: messenger RNA, 2100 nt
Organism: Episyrphus balteatus (marmalade hoverfly)
Lineage: Eukaryota; Metazoa; Arthropoda; Insecta; Diptera; Syrphidae
Gene: AP-2mu
Product: AP-2 complex subunit mu
Exons: 4
Coding region: 135-1448 (437 amino acids)
Biological process (GO): intracellular protein transport; clathrin-dependent endocytosis
Cellular component (GO): AP-2 adaptor complex; cytoplasmic vesicle
Molecular function (GO): clathrin-cargo adaptor activity
Source: RefSeq, a predicted model, not a curated record
CGCUGUCAACUGUCACUUAACAAAAACCACAAAAAAAAGGGUGUCGGAUCGAUAAGCUAAUUGGAGAAAAGAAAAAAAUUUUCAACUUCUCGGAAAAUCUUUUGCAAAAAAAAUUCAAUAAAAAUCUAAAAAAAAUGAUCGGUGGCUUGUUCGUCUACAACCACAAAGGUGAAGUAUUAAUUUCCCGAGUUUAUCGCGAUGAUAUUGGUCGAAAUGCAGUCGAUGCCUUUCGGGUCAACGUCAUCCAUGCAAGACAACAAGUGCGUUCCCCAGUCACAAAUAUCGCUCGUACUAGUUUUUUUCAUAUAAAGCGUGCAAAUAUUUGGCUAGCUGCGGUAACUAAACAAAAUGUUAACGCUGCCAUGGUCUUUGAGUUUCUCUUGAAAAUUAUCGAAGUAAUGCAAUCAUACUUUGGUAAAAUCUCCGAGGAGAAUAUCAAGAAUAAUUUCGUUCUAAUCUACGAGUUGUUGGAUGAGAUUCUCGACUUUGGUUAUCCUCAAAACACGGACACUGGUGUUUUGAAGACUUUUAUUACACAACAGGGAAUCAAAUCGGCAACAAAAGAGGAACAAAUGCAAAUAACUUCGCAGGUCACCGGUCAAAUUGGAUGGCGUCGUGAAGGCAUUAAAUAUCGUCGCAAUGAAUUGUUCCUUGAUGUUUUGGAGUAUGUCAAUCUCCUUAUGAGUCCACAGGGUCAAGUUUUAUCGGCGCACGUUGCCGGAAAAGUUGUUAUGAAGUCUUAUCUUUCUGGUAUGCCUGAAUGCAAAUUUGGUAUAAACGAUAAAAUUGUCAUGGAAUCCAAGGGCCGAGGUCUAUCUGGAAACAACGAAGCCGAAGCAUCUCGUUCGGGCAAACCAGUUGUCGUUAUUGACGAUUGCCAGUUUCACCAAUGCGUCAAACUAAGCAAAUUCGAAACCGAACACUCAAUCAGCUUUAUCCCACCGGAUGGUGAAUUCGAACUUAUGCGUUAUCGCACAACAAAAGACAUUUCAUUGCCAUUCCGCGUUAUUCCCCUGGUCCGUGAAGUAGGACGUACCAAAAUGGAAGUUAAAGUAGUUCUCAAAUCCAAUUUCAAGCCAUCAUUGCUUGGCCAGAAAAUCGAGGUGAAAAUCCCAACACCACUUAAUACUUCCGGAGUGCAGUUGAUCUGUCUCAAGGGCAAAGCCAAGUAUAAAGCAUCAGAGAAUGCAAUUGUUUGGAAGAUAAAGCGUAUGGCCGGCAUGAAAGAGACUCAAUUGUCUGCCGAAAUUGAACUUCUCGAAACAGACACCAAGAAGAAAUGGACUCGACCUCCAAUCUCGAUGAACUUUGAAGUUCCAUUUGCGCCGUCAGGUUUCAAAGUUCGCUACCUGAAGGUCUUUGAACCAAAACUCAACUACUCAGACCAUGAUGUCGUCAAAUGGGUGCGCUAUAUUGGUCGCAGUGGACUCUACGAAACUCGCUGUUAAACGUGUUGAUUUCAACGAUCGAUUGCGUUUAUAUUUCGUAAUAAGAAAACACAAGAUGCAGAAAAACAUUAUUACAUUAUUUCCUAAGCAAAAUGUUCAAUCUUUGUCGUUAUAUUCCAAUAUUAUAGAUAUUCAUUUUUUUAUUAUUAUUAUUAUUAUUUUCUUAUCUUUUGAAAAAACAAAAAGAAAUCAUACAUUAUAUUAUUAAAAAAAUAUAUAUAUAUAUUAAAAUAUAUCAAAAAAAAAAAACCUAUGCGAAGCGAAAUUCCCCCCAACAUGGAUUAGAUCUGGUAAAUAUUCAAAAUUCCGAUAUUACUCUAAGUGUUAUAUAGAAUUUUCAUUGUUAAUAAAUAUUUAAAACUAAAUAAAUUACCUAUCUUAUGUUUUUACUAUCGAUACACUUUUAAUAACAGUUAAACAAUAUUUUUAAAAAUGUAUCUUAAAUCUAAAUCUACACAGAAACUGUGUUGGGAAAAUUCAAAAACUCUGAUAUAUUAAAAAAUAAUAUAUAUAAAAAAAAAAGCUCACUCUAUUAUAACACUUUCUUAGGAUAGUGAUAAUUCUAUUGCUCUACCUUGGAGUAGCAGCAAACAAAAAAAAAAAUAUAUAAACAUAAUAAUUAUAUAUACUCGAAUGUAAAAUAAACACAGGA